Molecule: messenger RNA, 2026 nt
Organism: Ipomoea nil (Japanese morning glory)
Lineage: Eukaryota; Viridiplantae; Streptophyta; Magnoliopsida; Solanales; Convolvulaceae
Product: protein ABHD17C-like
Exons: 7
Coding region: 462-1601 (379 amino acids)
Source: RefSeq, a predicted model, not a curated record
CAGCGAGACCCCCGUUGCUCCGUUACUCCGUACACCCACUUUGUUUCUAACGUUGUCUCUGCUCCUCCGAUACCUUAAAUAAAACCGCACGUGCUCCCUUUCCUUUUUAACGCCGGAAAUUCCUCCACAGCACCUUUCUUCUCCGUUCGAACCCCCCACACACACAAUACACGCAUUGAUGUGUGUGGAGUGACGUAUGAAUAUUGAAUAUGAUGAUAGAUAAAAGUAAAAAAGGGAAAAAAUCCAGAAAUCAAUCGCGAGAAUGCUCAAAAUUGCAAUUUUAAGCCCUAAAUUGCUUUAAAAUCGCACUAAGAUUCUCUCCAUUAGGAUCGUAUAUCUUUAUCCAGCUGUAUAUAUAUUAUAUAUGUAUGUAUGUAUAUAUAUCCAUAUCUGUACAUAUAUAUAUAUAUAUGCACAUUGGUGUGCAUUUAUAGAUAGAGAGAUUAGGGGUGGUGGUGAGGAUGGGGGCGAUGACGUCAUCCAUGGCGGCGAAGUUUGCGUUUUUUCCGCCGGAUCCGCCGUCGUAUGGGGUGGCGGUGGAGGAGUCCACCGGGAAGUUGAAGAUGACGGAGGUGCCGGAGAGGGAGAACGUGGACGUGUUGAAGCUGGGGACGAAGAGGGGGACGGAGAUUGUGGCGAUGUACGUGAGGAACCCUGCGGCCUCGCUGACGCUGCUCUACUCCCACGGCAACGCGGCCGAUGUGGGACAGAUGUACGAGUUGCUGUGUGAACUUAGUCUUCACCUUCGGGUCAAUCUGAUGGGGUAUGACUAUUCUGGGUAUGGCCUGUCCACCGGCAAGGCAAGCGAGCAGAACACGUAUGCUGACAUUGAAGCAGCAUACAGAUGUCUUAGUGAGACGUAUGGUGUGAAAGAAGAAGAUGUUAUUUUAUAUGGUCAGUCUGUUGGCAGUGGACCCACUAUAGAUCUUGCAUCACGUUUGUCAAGAUUAAGGGCUGUGGUUUUGCACAGUCCAAUAUUGUCUGGACUACGGGUGAUGUAUCCUGUGAAGAAGACAUACUGGUUUGACAUAUAUAAGAAUAUUGAUAAGAUACCUUUGGUUGAAUGCCCCGUUCUUGUUAUACAUGGGACUGCAGAUGAAGUUGUGGACUGCUCUCAUGGCAAGCAGCUUUGGGAGCUUUGUAAGCAGAAAUAUGAACCACUAUGGGUUACGGGUGGUAACCAUUGUGACUUGGAGCUCUUCCCGGAGUACAUUAAACAUCUGAAGAAGUUUGUGUCAGCUAUCGAGAAGUUAUCACUUGUAAAAAAUGAUUCACCAUGUACAGACCAUGAAGAUGAUCGUCGAAACAGCACAGACUGUAGACCCAGAUCGAGCACUGAUCAGAAAGAGAAGCCUAGGAUAAGUACAGAAAAGAGGGAGAAGCCUAGAAGAAGUGCGGACUUGAGAGAUAAGCCAAGAGCUAGCACUGAGAAGAGAGAAAGAUCGCGUAAGAGUUUGGAUCAAGGUGAAAAGGCGAAUAGCAAUACAGAAUCACAUGACAAAGCAAGGAAGAGCUUUGACCGCUUUGGUGAUAUGAUGAAAUCGGCUGUGUUAUGCAAUAUUGAUUGCUUCAAGCCAUCAGGAGCAAAUGUCUCUAGAUAGAGGAAAAAGAUUGCUUCUUCACCCGGUUCUGGAUUGGUGAAGUUUCCCAAGGGGUAUGGCGUGGCCCUAAUUCUCGAGGUGCAUCCAGUGCAAAUGUGCAAUGCGGGUUGAAGAUGUUACGAUAAAGUUUGAAAUUAUUGAUUACAUCCUUUGUGUACUUCCUCAUACGAGAGACAUUAGUCUCUUGGUUCCGGUCGCAAGAAACUUGGGACUAUCUCUUUUGAGAAAAUUUAUCGUCCAGUGUCAAUUUUUUUUUGAUGUAUUUAAUUUCAUUGAGGUGAGGAAACAUGAUAUGGAAACGAGAUAGGACAUAAACUUGUGCUUUCUGAGGAUUGGACAGAAAAUGCAGAAAGCUAUACUACAUUUAUAUAUCUAAUUAUUGCAGUUUUCUGGGGUUCUCCCAAGAUUCAGUUUUGUCUGAGAAA